Messenger RNA from Oryza brachyantha (malo sina), 2613 nucleotides. Its product is annotated as probable leucine-rich repeat receptor-like protein kinase At1g35710. Gene Ontology annotation, molecular function: protein binding. Lineage: Eukaryota; Viridiplantae; Streptophyta; Magnoliopsida; Poales; Poaceae. The record is from RefSeq and is a predicted model, not a curated record. The coding region runs from base 1 to 2613 and encodes 870 amino acids. The transcript has 4 exons.
AUGGCAUCAUAUAAUUGGGUGGCAGAGAAGGCAAUUCUUUUUCUAAAGAAGGAUCCAAAUAUUGGUACCAAGAAGUUGAAAGAGGAGUUAGAGAGCAAGUAUAAUGUCACAAUUGGAUACCACACAGUGUGGCAAGGUAGGCAGAAGGCUGCAGACCACAUCUUUGGGUCAUGGGAAGAGAGCUUCGCAUAUUUGUUUAACUUCAAGGCGGAGGUUGAGGAGAUAGAUGUACAUGAGGAUGCUGAGGAUGUGAAGCCAUACUUGGAAACUUAUCACAAUCUUCUUUGGACACGGAGCAAGUUCUCUGAAGAGAUAAAAUGUGAUUUCAUCACCAACAAUUUGGCGGAGUCAUGGAAUAAAUGGAUCAAGGAUAUGAAGGAUCGUCCUGUUGUAGAGCUUGCAGAUGGCAUCAGGUCAAAGACAAUGGACCUUUUGAUGAGGAGAAGGAAGAUAGGUGAGAAACUAGAUGGUGUGAUGCUCCCUAUUGUUCAGCUGGCGAGCGAUGAUCCCAUGCCAUCCUCCAUGGCUCUCCGGCCAUCAAGAUCCAUCCUCCACAGCACCUCCCUUCUGCUGCUGUGCCUAUGCACGCCACCGCCGCCGUCCUCGUGCGGCUCAACGUCGACGAUACGGCGCGGCGAGGCCGAAUCCCUCCUCCGGUGGAAGUCCACCCUGUCGUCGUCGGCGCCCGGCGCUGCCCCGCUACCCUCGUGGUCGCCGGCCAGCUCCAGCUCCGCCUGCUCGUCCUGGCGCGGCGUCACCUGCGACGCCGCCGGCCACGUCGCCGAGCUCAGCCUCCCGGACGCGGGGCUUAGUGGCACGCUCGGCGCGCUCGACCUCGCCGCGUUCCCGGCGCUCGCCAGGCUUGACCUCCGCCACAACAGCAUCACCACCGGCGCUGCCUCUGUUGCCGCCACCACCACCACCACCACCAGCAACCUGACAUACCUUGAUCUUUCUGACAACGCCUUCUCCAGCCUCGUGCUGCACGCCUUGCCUUCGCCGCCGGCGACGCUGCAACAGCUGAGCUACCUCAACCUGUCCUCCAAUGGACUGUAUGGGCCGAUCCCGAGGUCGCUUUCCGCCAUGGGGAAGAUGAGAGUGUUCGACGUGUCACGGAACAAGCUGGACAGCGCCAUUCCCCCGGAACUGUUCACGAGCUGGGCAGAGCUCACGCAGCUCCGUGCUCAGAACAACUCCAUCGCCGGCAGCAUCCCGGCAGCGAUCGGCAACGCGACGAAGCUGCAGUACCUGCGCCUCGCCAAGAACAGGCUCGCCGGCAAACUCCCCGUGGAGGUCGGGAGGCUCGCGAGCCUGCAGGCUCUGGAGCUGGCAGAGAAUUUCCUGACGGGGCCGAUACCAAACACCGUCGGGAACCUGACAGCGCUGGUGGCGAUGGCCCUCUUCUCCAACGGCUUCACGGGCGUGAUACCGCCGGAAAUCUUCAACCUGACGACAGCGCUGCGAAUCAUCGAUCUCAGCACGAAUCGAUUGGAGGGGGAUUUCCCAGCGGCCAUAGCAUCCCUCAGGAAUCUCUACGGCCUUGAUCUCAGCAACAACAGGUUCAGUGGCACCAUACCGAGUGAUCUCGGCAGCAGGCAGUUUCUGACCAUUGUGCUGGCCAACAACAGCUUCUUGGGAGAAUUCCCCAUGGCAGUCUGCCAGCAGCAUUCCCUGCAAAUCUUGGACCUGUCAAACAAUCAGCUCCAUGGAGGGAUCCCUGGCUGCCUGUGGGACCUACAGGACCUAGUGUUCAUGGAUCUGUCACACAACAUCUUCUCUGGGGAUCUUCCAGCAUCAGCUCACCCCAACUCAUCAUCACUGGAGUCAGUGCACCUGGCAAGCAACAACCUCACUGGGGGGUAUCCAGUGGUCCUAAAAGGAUGCAGGUGCCUGACAGUUGUGGACCUUGGUGGUAACUGUUUUUCCGGCACAAUCCCCUCAUGGAUUGGAACUCACAAUCCCUUGCUGAGGUUUCUCAUCCUGCGAUCCAAUGCGUUCCAUGGAAGCAUCCCGAGGGAACUUUCGCGCCUCUCCCAUCUCCAGUUGUUGGAUCUAGCGGCCAACAAUUUGGUAGGCUCGAUACCGACAAGUUUCGGAGAUUUCGCGUCCAUGAUACAGCCAAGAAAUGAACUGAACUUGCGCUCAAAAGCCCAACAAAGAAUCUUGGAUGGGCAUGUUGAUUUCAUGUACAUAGACCGAAUCGGCAUAAGCUGGAAGAGGCAGUACCAUACUUUUGAAGGAACGGCUGCCCUCGUGGCAGGUAUUGAUCUGUCAGGCAACCAUCUCUCCGAUGAGAUUCCUUCAGAGCUGUGCAAUCUUGAAAGUGUCAGGUUUCUGGACUUGUCGAGAAAUCAUCUUUCUGGCAUUGUUCCAAAAGAGAUUGGUGGUUUGAAGAUGCUGGAGUCCCUUGAUUUUUCUUGGAAUGAACUCUCCGGCUCUAUUCCUCCAAGCAUAUCAGAUUUGAUGUCCCUCAGUUCACUGAAUUUGUCCAACAAUCAUUUGUCAGUGUUCUUCAGCAGAAGAUGCAGAAUUCCUGUUCUGUCGAAAAGGUUCGAGAAAAUGCCACAGGAGAAAAUUUUAGAUGAGGAGAAUGAGAAUAACGAGGAGCCAUGA